This is a messenger RNA of Rotaria sp. Silwood2, 780 nucleotides long. The record is from the annotation of a GenBank genome assembly. NCBI's taxonomy places the organism in Eukaryota, Metazoa, Rotifera, Eurotatoria, Philodinida, Philodinidae.
AUGGCAACGUCGACAGAUGACACACACGUGGAAGCUGAGGAAGAUGAUACAUUUGAAUAUGCUCAUGGGACUGUGAUGAUUCUUGCAUGGAUGGUCUUUGCAUCAACGGCUGUUCUAUUUGCGCGUUAUGGUCGUAAGAUACGUUUUGGUUCGAAGGACAAGUUAUUAGGUGAACACAUUUGGUUUCAAAUCCAUCGUUUCGUGGCUUGUUUGACAACAGUAUUGACACUACUUGGAUUUUUCUUUAUUUUGGUACAAGCAAAAGGCGACUGGGUAAAAGCCGAUGAAGGUCUUGUAUUUGUUCAUUCUGUUAUUGGUGGUAUUGUUGUCUGCUGUGCACUUAUACAAGCAUGGAUGGCACUUUUUCGUUGUCAUCCAGACGGUUCAUACCGUUUCAUUUAUAAUUGGCUUCAUCGAUUAACUGGAGUAUUGGCUUAUUUUCUUUCGGUACCAACUAUUUUUAUUAUUAUUACAACUUUUGAUAACAAUCGAACAGGCAUGAUCGUUAUUCUUUCACUCUGGUCUGCCUGGGUCGUUAUAAUUGUCAUUAUUUUAGAAAUCAUUCGACUUGGUAUUGGACCAUCAUUUUCAGGCAAAAUGGUGAAGGGCAAUGGAGCUGAACUAUAUGAUCUUAAUGGACCACCGAGUGUCAAUACCGAAAGUGAUGAGGGUGAUACAUCACAUUGGCAUGCACGGAUAUUAAUUUUGAUUCUAUUAAAUUUUAUUGUCUCCAUUGCUCUAGCUAUUCCACUAAUUGUUCUUCUUUGGAAAAAGACUUAG